AUGGGGGCCCGCCAGAAACAAGCUGAAAAGAGGAGGGGUAAAGCAAAUCUCGCAAAGACGGUGGAGAGCGAGGUGUUCUCUGACUCUCAAGCCAGAAAUCUAUUAGCUGACCAACCCAAGUUAACGCCGAAGUCAAAGGUCAAGAAGCCUAGCAAACAGGCGAUAAAGAAAAGAGAGGCAAAGAUAAGACUUUACGGUGCUCGAAAUGGCAAGGAGUACAGGGAAGAGGAAUUGAACAUUCCUACACUUAACAGAGCUAUUGUCCCAGGUGUCAAGCCUAAGAAAGGCAAGAAAGGAAAGAAGUUCGUUGAUGACCAUGAUAGUCUAAUGUUGAAUCGUUUGGUCAAGUCCAUUAAUGAUAAACACGAUCAGGUGAAUGAAUCCAAAUUGGAGAAGGCCAGGCGAUUGGAGGAAAUCAGAGAAUUGAAGAGAGCUGAAAUAGAGAGAAAGGAACAAGAAAAGGCGAAUAAAUUGAAUGACAAGAAAGCUGAGAUCAAAAACAAGUCGAAUCUAGCGAGAGCAGCUAGGCGAAAAAAUGCCAGGGCUGCCAAGAGAGCAGAGUAUAACGAAGAAGAUGAAAAUGAGGAGCAGGAACCUAGGAAGAAGAAGAAGUCCGUAUCCUUUGCAUGA
Molecule: messenger RNA, 630 nt
Organism: Candidozyma auris
Lineage: Eukaryota; Fungi; Ascomycota; Pichiomycetes; Serinales; Metschnikowiaceae
Exons: 1
Coding region: 1-630 (209 amino acids)
Biological process (GO): intracellular mRNA localization; ribosomal large subunit biogenesis
Cellular component (GO): nucleolus; preribosome, large subunit precursor
Molecular function (GO): mRNA binding
Source: RefSeq, a predicted model, not a curated record